Messenger RNA from Lathyrus oleraceus (garden pea), 1113 nucleotides. RefSeq lists its product as uncharacterized. The record is from RefSeq and is a predicted model, not a curated record. The transcript has 2 exons. NCBI's taxonomy places the organism in Eukaryota, Viridiplantae, Streptophyta, Magnoliopsida, Fabales, Fabaceae. Bases 146 to 868 code for a protein of 240 amino acids. Gene Ontology annotation, cellular component: plasma membrane.
AGCACCCUUAAUACCAGCCCACCCCUGACUCGCUCCUGUUUUGCGUGUAUAUAUAUCUUCCCUACACUCCUCAAAAGCUCACUCUACUUCCUCAAAACCCAGUUACCAUUUUGAACUAUCAUACUAAUUUAACUAAGGAGAGACAAUGAAGAAUGAGGUGGAUAACCAUGGUGGUUUUGUUGAAGAGUCGUCGAAUGAGGAAGACAAGAAAGGUUGGAGAAAAGUAUUAGAAUAUGUAUGGAGUUGGAUGGCUUACAAAGACAAGGAUAAAUGGUUGAAACAAAUGAGUGGGAAUUUGGGCUUAAUAGCCACACUCAUCGCAACAAUAACAUUUCAAAUGGCUCUUAAUCCACCGGGCGGCGUUAGGCCAGUUAAAGAUGACGGAGAUGCAACCCCAGAUAUUAUAGCAUGUACUCUCUUUGACAAUAAAGGAUAUUUAAUUAAUGACUUAAGCCUAUGUCCGGGUGAAGCUGUCUUAGCCGUUAUAUAUCCAGAUAAAUAUCAGCGGUUCCUUUAUUGGAACACUAUAUGUUUUGUUGCAUCACUAAGUGUUUUACUCUUGCUUAUGAGUGGACUUCCUUUGAAUCAUAGGUUUCCUACAUGGCUUUUAUCAAUUGUGAUGUGUCUCGCUCUCACAAGUCUUGCUUUUACAUACAUUACAGCACUAGAUAUGGUUACCCCAGAUCCUGUUUGGCAUAUAGCUCAUGAAAUUCAAAGAGUCUUGAUUUAUGCAUGGGUUGGAAUGUUAUCAUUCGUGGUUUUAUUCCUCACACUACGUAUCAUUAUUUGGGGAGUUAGAGCUUUCGGCAAAAAAGAUAAAAAGACAGUCACUCCAAAAAUUCCAAGAGAGAACACUCCACCGGCUUGAUUUAAUAUCUUGUUAUGUAUAAUAUUAUGUCUCGUUGUAGUCUGAGAUUGUUUUUCUCUUAUGGGUGAUAUAAUCUCAAGUUUGUGUUUUAUAUGUAAUAUAACUAUGUUAAGGGUAUUUGCUUUUAUGUGUAAUAUAACUAUAUUAAGGGUAUUUGCUUUUAUGUGUAAUAUAACUAUGUUAAUGGUAUUCGUGUGUAGGUUGUCUUUUAUAUGUAAUAUAACUAUGUUAUCCUUUGUGGUGUU